Xenopus laevis (African clawed frog) is the source of this 1180-nucleotide messenger RNA. It is a transcript of the gene fkbp14.L, whose product is annotated as FKBP prolyl isomerase 14 L homeolog. Gene Ontology annotation, molecular function: peptidyl-prolyl cis-trans isomerase activity; isomerase activity; calcium ion binding. The record is from RefSeq and is marked provisional. Gene Ontology annotation, cellular component: endoplasmic reticulum. NCBI's taxonomy places the organism in Eukaryota, Metazoa, Chordata, Amphibia, Anura, Pipidae.
GUCUCGCUGGUUCAUUACUAUAUAGUUCAUUAAAUAGCGAUGAUGCUCGUGCUGGUGGCGUUGCUGUUCGCCUGUGCCAGUGGGGCGCUCAUCCCUGAGCCGGAGGUGCAGAUCCAGGUCUUGGAGAAACCAUUCAUCUGCCGGAGGAAGAGUAAGAACGGGGAUCUGUUGCUGGUCCAUGCGGAAGGAUUCCUGGAGAAGAACGGCUCGCGCUUUCAUUCAACUUACAAGGACAACAAUGGGCAACCUGUGUGGUUUACACUUGGAAUGAAAGAAGUUAUUAAAGGGUGGGAUAAAGGCCUCCAGGACAUGUGUGUUGGAGAGAAAAGAAAAUUGAUUGUGCCCUCAGCUCUCGGUUACGGAAAAGAAGGGAAAGGAAAAAUCCCUCCAGAAAGUACACUUAUUUUCCAAAUUGACCUCAUGGAAAUUAGAAAUGGACCAAGAUCUCACGAGUCAUUCCAAGAAAUGGACCUUAAUGAUGACUGGAAAUUAUCUAAAGAAGAGGUAAAGGCGUAUUUGAAAAAUGAAUUCAGUAAGCACGGAACUGAUGUCAAUGAGACCCAUCAUGAGGUUUUAGUUGAAAGCAUAUUUGAAAAAGAAGAUGAAGACAGCGAUGGAUUCAUAUCUGCUAGAGAAUUCACAUAUGUUCAUGAUGAGCUCUAAGUGUUUUUUUUAUAUUUUGGUUGGUCAGAUUCCAAGUACAGUAGAACUCAGAAGUGAUGAUUGGUACUGAAGCCUAAUAUUAAUUGUGCCCAUGAGUUACUUGAAUCAAAGUUUACAAAUUGCAUGGAUGGAAGCAAUGACUAUAUCAUCAAAGCCUUGGUUCAUGUGCUUAUGGGUUGAAUUAUUAAUUAAUGAAUUUUGCUGUAGCACGAUUACGAUUGAUAGUUUUUUAUCUUCCACAAAUGCCAAUUUAUUUAAAAAGUCUAUCACAUGACCGUGUCUUGCAGUGUAUGUCCAGCUCUGCUCACUUGUUUCAAUUACAUUUAUUUUACUAACCGUUCUUAAAAGCCAAACCAAUUAGAAGCUGACUAAUUUUUUAAUUGAUAAACAUAUAUGGGUUGAAAAAUAAAAUGUCCGCUUUCUUGUUUUAGAUUUUUUGUUUUUUUUAUAUAUCCACAAUUUGUUUAGUCCGGUUUUACAAAAUUAUUUGAAAUAAAGUAGCGAACAGUGAAAUAUA